Sitophilus oryzae (rice weevil) is the source of this 5026-nucleotide messenger RNA. Its product is annotated as kinesin-like protein GA13060. The record is from RefSeq and is a predicted model, not a curated record. Gene Ontology annotation, molecular function: microtubule binding; microtubule motor activity; ATP binding. NCBI's taxonomy places the organism in Eukaryota, Metazoa, Arthropoda, Insecta, Coleoptera, Curculionidae. Gene Ontology annotation, biological process: microtubule-based movement.
CUCAGAUACCGCGCGGUUCUCUCUGGGAAAGCACGGCCGUUACAGCGUUGCCGCCUGUUGCGAUUUUUCCUUACGAGCGCGUCCGUCGCGAAAAAAGCCGGAAUAAUAGUUUAUCAGUUUUUAAAGAACUUGCUCGUUUUGACUGUUUAUAUAGUGGAUGAUUUCUUGUUGUUGUGAUUUUGUUUGUUUUUUUGGUCUGUUUGUGUUUUAUUUUGUGGUGUUUAUGGUUUAGUUUGGAAGUUUUACCGAAGUUUGAUCGGUGCAUAGACGUUUGAAUGGACAUUACCUGUCAACAUGCCAGUAUAAAAAACAUUUAUUUUAAAAAAACCAUGAUGGAUGGGGGAAAAUUUCAUCCUAUGAAAAGGAGGGCUACUCCGAUUCCUGUGGCGCCCCCUAGAAUACCAACCCCUAUGCCACUGAAUAAUAAUAAUGGACCAAGAUCAAACUCCAGAGAAGUGGACGCCGACCCCAAGACCCUCUCCGCGUCCACUCUGGAACAGACAGUGGCGUCCCACCAUCACCAACAGCAGCAGCACCGGCUUAUCUCAAAGCAGCCGUUUCGUCUGCUGGACAAUGACGUCAGGACCGCUUGGAUCAAUCCCAGAUUGAUAUCGAAGGUCGACCUAGACCACAUCAAAAAAACUGACUACGUCCCCCCGUCCCCCUUCGACCGGAGCGGCCACAACAUCAACCACCAAAACCACCAUAACACAACCCCACCUACCCCCCUCCCAUUACACACUCCCCGUUCUUCAUCCUGCGGCCGCUGCCACGACUGGAGCCCCGUCCCCGCAUCGGCAGGAGGGGGGGACCCCCAACAACCACGUUCCUGCACCACGCGGCUCCAUCCUCAGGCUUCAGUGCCUACCGCAACCUCUUCCGAGCACAACGGAACUAAGAAAAGGAGUAAAAGUUACGCUGCCGGUUCCGUAACCACCACAACAAUAACGACAUCGUCGAAAAAUAACACUGGUAUGGAGGUGAAAAAUUUCAGGACUAAACUUCCGGGGGUGAACGCUCAAAGAAAACAAUACAAUCAACAACAGCAACAGGUGGUUGUUAAGAAUAAUCAUCAGCAUCAGGUGAUACAGGGUGGUGGUCGAUACGGGGUGAAGGGUGGUGAUGGAUCGAGGGUGGCUUUUCAUCACCAUCAUAGACAGGACGUGGUGUAUGCAGCGGCGGGUGUGAAGGACGGUGGUAAAAGUGGAGUUUUUGGUGUUUACGCGGAAACAAAGUAUGUGUACGGGGUGGUGAACGGAGGUGUGGGGGGUAACUCGGCGCAGGCCAGUGCAGCUGCGGCGUUUUUUGCUAGAGCAGCUCAGAAACUAAACCUAUCUUCGUCGCCGCACAGAAGAAAGCGGUACAACUCAGACGAGGUGGACCCAGGAGGUUUUUGUGGGGCUUUGCAAAAGUCCCCUCCACCUGUACCUCCAGCAUUGCUGAGGAGGAUCGGUGUCAAAGAAAUUACCGGAGUAGGCAAGGUUAAAGUAAUGUUGAGAGCGUCCAAUCCUACGGGGAACUUCAUACCAGACACUGGAGGGGGGUCCAACAAUUUCUUCAGCUUGGACAAACGGAAGAAACAAGUUACCUUGGUGGAUCCAACUAUUUUCGGUGGAUCCUCCGCACCUGAGGACAGAAGAGUUGGCGUAGCUGCUCCGAAAAUGUUCGCUUUCGAUGCUAUUUUUUCUCAAGACGAUUCUCAGAGUGAGGUGUGUUCGAGCGCUCUGACAGAUGUCAUCCACGCUGUGAUCAAUGGUACCGACGGAUGUUUGUUUUGUUUCGGACAUGCCGGACUUGGCAAAUCGUAUACCAUGCUGGGCACACCGGACAAUUCAAACACCUUAGGCAUCAUCCCUUGCGCCAUCUCGUGGUUGUUUAAGGGAAUCAACGAGCAAAAACAGAAAACUGGAGCAAGGUUCUCUGUACGGGUCAGUGCUGUGGAAGUAUGCGGACCCACCAAUCAGCUUAGGGAUCUUUUGGCGGGAUAUUCAAAUGAUUCCGAACAAUCACCUGGCAUGUACCUCCGCGACGACCCCCUGUUCGGCAACCAACCUCCUCACUGCGAGCUGAGAGUGCCCUCUGCGGAAAAAGCCGCACAUUACUUAGAUGCAGCCCUGGAAGGUCGCAGUCCUGCCACCAGGGAUGACUGCAGGGAUUCCCACCUGCUUUUCACGUUGCACGUGUAUCAGUACAGCGUUGCGGGGAAAGGUGGAGUUGCAGGAGGUCGCUCAAGGUUACAUUUGAUCGACCUAGGCAAUUCAGAACGAGGCAAAGCCAGCGGUGGUAUCCCUCUAUCGGGAGUAGGAAACAUACUUCUAGCAAUUUUCAACGGCCAGAAACACCUUCCUUACAAGGAACACAAGCUAACCCAUCUUCUUAAAGAUUGUCUCAGUUCUUUGACGUGUCACGCAGCUAUGAUCGUACAUGUGUCACCUUUUGCGCAGAACUAUGCGGAAACAUUGACAACGGUUCAAUUGGCUUCGAGGAUACAUCGAAUGAGGAGGAGGAAGAUUAAAUUUGUAUCGACGGCUGCUGGAAAUGGAUCAGGUGGUUCUUCAGGUGAAGAACAAGCUAGGACAACUGGAACCAGUAGCGAACCGGAUCCUUCCAGCAGUGAUUUAUCAGCUGAUACGGUGAUCUAUGUUGGUAGAGCUGACGAUGCUACUGAUGGAGAACAUCCCCCUGUCUAUAUCCCUAGCUUAAAUUCAGGAGACAACAGGUGUUCGAUGAGCAAAGCACUUCGAGGUUCAUCUGCAGAACAGCGGCCUACGAAAUCCUCUCCUAAGCUUGAUCGAGAUCCAGAAAAACUCAGUCAUAGACAGUUAAAAACACCAUCACAAAGUGCCAAAACAUCUCCAGCACAUACAAGUUCUCCAAAGUCAUCUCCCAGUCGAAUACCUUCGAUAAAAAAAGCAGCGGAAACACUGAAACACCCUGUGAAUGGUGCCAGUGAUGAGCAGUGGAUUGAUGGACCUAGGAUAUCCAAAAGUAAAGUGGCCGAAGCAAGACAUUUAAUAAAAGAACCUUGCCAUAUCAAGAAAAGGGAAACCUGGAUAGAUGGGCCUAUGCAAGGCACUUCAGAAAACCAACAAGGUAAUUCUAGGUCAGAUAAUGCUAUUCCUGAAGCUGAGAGUCCUUUAGAUGAUCAACAUCAACGACAGGAAGAGACUUUUGUUGAUGAUGACGAUGAAGAACCGGAACUUCCACCAGCGCUACCCAUAAUUCAACCGUUGAGUUCUAGGGAGGUGUCUUUGGAAAGUUUAGACAUGAUUCUAAAGGAAAGGAUGUUGUCUAAUGCUGAGUACAACAAGAGUUACCACCAGAACUAUGAGCACGAGCAAAACCAGCAAGAAGAGGACGAAAUUCUUGAAAUAAUCGAGGUAGAAGAGCCACUGGAACCAGUACCAAUGAUAGACAGCUGUUUACAGGUUACGGAAGAAGAUAUAGCGUUUUGUAUGGGUUUCUCAGAAAAUCCUUUACCUGAAGUGGACCAAGAAAAUCCUCUGGAUCAUCCCCUGAGGAUACUGAGCCAAGAAAACCUAACUGUAGUUUCAACUUUUACAGACUCUAUGUCAGUUUAUACAGAUUUGGAAAGGAUAUUACCCAGGCAUAGGUAUGAUAGGUAUUAUGAUGACUAUGAAGAUCCGGACAAUCCCUAUCCUAGGACAAACGGGAAUCUGUCAUUUGAUGACACAACUAGAAGAAAAUUUGACCAAUUAGCACGAUUGCACGAACUUUACACAAAUAGAUUGGCGAAAGCAACUGUGGGAAAUUCAGAGACAUACCAAGCUCAAAAUAGUAGUAAAAAGUACGAUAGUGACAAUAGGAUACUGACAAGGUGUGAAAGUCUGAGCCUAAACGACAUGCUCUACGGCGGCGGCACCACCCAAGACCUCCACGACAACAGCAGCAUCUACUCGGAACCGGCCUACGUCCAGGAAAAAUUCUGCGAAAACUGCAAAAUCAGUAUGACCCGACCAAACACCGUCCAGAACUGGUACGAGAACGCGUUCCUCAGUGCCAGCACCCAAGACCUCUCCCGUCACAACGAACCGCACAGCAGAACCAGCAGCCGGUUCCAAAGGAACCACUGCCACACGAAAACCACCUCCAGCAGCAUUAGGGAAACUAACCUGGUUUUACGACAUCCCGACGGCGCAUCCAACCCCAAUUUACUCAAAGAGACAGCGUUUAAGUCGACGAGUGGAUGUGAUGCGCCGUCAGGCACCGAGACUGAGUCGAGGGGAAGUAUUACUGCGCAGCCUCCGUCUGUGCCGUGCUCGCUGCCCGUGACGGAGCGGGUGAACAGGGCUGUGUUGAAUUUGGAGACGGGCAUUACGGCGGUCAAGUUGGGCAGUCAGAAGAACGAAGAGUACGACUCUGGGCAUGACUCGACGCCUAGGACUUCGAAGCAUAGUCCGGCUGCUAUAUCUAGGAGAGCUGAAAGUGGGUACGAUUCUGUGGUGCGUGACAGUGAAAGCAGCUCCAUCGACUCAGAACCUACAAGGUUCGCUAUGGGCAGAAGAGGCAAAUGCAAGCACAAACAUGAAAAAAGCUUCUGCUCGUGGUUCCUCAACCCCUUCACCUGUAAAUACAUAGACGAACCCCCCGAAACGCACUUCUAGGGGUAAAUUUGACGAAUUUAAACGUAUACUCUUCUAAAAAGGGUCUAAAUAUCUGUGAAACCAGCUUGGAUAGCCACACAGGCGUUUUUUUUUCGAGAUUUUCAAGCUUUUUAUGGUUGUAAUCGAUACUUACUGACAUUUUCACUGCCUAAAUACAAACCCGAACUGAUUUUAGAUAUCUUUUAUACUGAUAAAUAGGAUUUUUAGUUCUGUGCCGUCUUUUCAGUCAUGUUUUUCUAUAUACAGGGUGAGAAGAGAACUCAUACGAUAAGUAAAAAAACAUAUUUUAUUGAAAUUAAAUUUUGAAAGCAUUAUGUAGGUUAAUUAAUAUUUACCGUUCUAAAGAAUAUCCCCAAAAAAGUUGUGUUUUUGUAAUGAAACACUCUAUACAGGGUGACAAU